This is a messenger RNA of Seminavis robusta, 1011 nucleotides long. NCBI's taxonomy places the organism in Eukaryota, Bacillariophyta, Bacillariophyceae, Naviculales, Naviculaceae. The record is from the annotation of a GenBank genome assembly.
GUUGAGGUGUGCAAUGCAUUGACCAUUGCAACGUGGAAGGAACAAAGCUCAUAAUUCGGACAAAGCAAGUUCAUCGUUGUCUAUCUAUUGCUGCUAUCUAUCACAUUGCAUUUAUUUUGACCAUGAUGAAGUCGGCCACCUUUAUCGAUGCUGCCAAGCCUGUUUUGUCUCAUGCUGAUGAUGAUGGUUGGAACCUGACCGCGGGGAUCAACAACACGACCUCGAAUCCAUUUGGUUCCGUCUUGUUCACCGCUCCUCCACAGCCAUGGACGACCAAGAGUCUCCCCGAGGUGGUCGUGUCGGAAGACUCCUUUUCCUCGGAAGAAGAUGUUUUGUCGGACGACGAGGAUGAUGCCGCCUGCUCCGAGUCGGCACUGAAAGCAGUCGAAGAGGUACUGAGUGGUGGCGCUGAAGUGGAUGUUCCAUUCUACACAAAGGAAGAGACUCUGUACGUCAUUACGGAGGUGCUCGAGGAGGAGGAGGACAAGGAAGAAGAAGAAUCGAAGCACGAUGGCAUUCUGGAAUCGAUUCUGGAGGAAAAGGAGGAGGAGGAGGAGGAGGAGACUGACAAGGUUGUGGUAUCCUCGAUCAUCAUUGAGCCCAAGAGCAACGGUUUUGCCUCCAAGGUACACUAUCCGACGGCUGCUCUGGACAACUUCAAGGCCAUUAAUAUGGCGCUUCCAAAGAGUGUCAAGGUUGUAUCGUAUGAAGAUGAUGAUGUCUCGGUUCUGUACGAUGAUCCCGAGUGGGAGGAUGAAAUGUGCAUCCCACAGUCCACGCUCGACUGCCUCGCAGCCGUCUUUGACGGCGAGGAAGAGUUCAACGAGUCCGACUGUGAUCAUUCGGACAGCGACGAAGACGAAGACGAAGACGAAGACGAAUGGAAUAAUGAAUGGUAGAUGGAAUGCGGGAUGGCUACCGUACCUGAUCGAGGAGCGCCCGUUGUCGCAGAAGAAUGUGUAUGAAUGUUAACGCUAGCAUCUUUAAUAAAAUCAUAAUAGCGCCAGACUU